CGCGCGACUGCAGCGGGUGGUUAUGGCGGCCGACGGCGACUGGCAGGAUUUCUAUGAGUUCCAGGAGCCGGCCGGGAGCCUCCCGGACCAGGAGAACUGUAACGCGAGCCCCGAGGCGGGGGCGGGGGCCGGAGGCGAAGCAGGGGCAGGGGCGGGCGGGGGCGGCGACAGCUUCCCGGCGCUGGCUUGCAGCCUGGAGGAGAAGCUGAGCCUGUGCUUCCGCCCCGCCGUGCCGGGCGCCGAGCCCCCGCGGGCGGCCGUGCGGCCCAUCACGGAGCGCAGCCUGCUGCAAGGGGACGAGAUCUGGAAUGCCCUGACAGAUAAUUUUGGAAAUGUCAUGCCAGUAGACUGGAAGUCAUCCCAUACUAGGACUUUACAUUUGCUUACUCUGAACCUCUCAGAAAAAGGGAUAAGUGAUCGUUUGCUCUUUGACACAUCAGAUGACGAGGAGCUGAGAGAACAGUUGGAUAUGCAUUCAAUCAUUGUCUCCUGUGUUAAUGAGGAGCCUCUCUUCACGGCAGACCAGGUUAUUGAAGAAAUUGAAGAGAUGAUGCAGGAAUCACCAGACCCAGAAGAUGAUGAAACCCCUACACAGUCAGAUCGGCUCUCAAUGCUGUCCCAGGAGAUUCAAACUCUUAAGAGGUCCAGUAUGAGCAGCUAUGAAGAGAGGGUGAAAAGGCUGUCCGUGUCUGAGUUAAAUGAGCUCCUGGAAGAAAUUGAGAGUGCCAUUAAGGAGUACUCUGAGGAACUGGUGCAGCAGUUGGCCCUGCGAGAUGAACUGGAGUUUGAAAAGGAAGUAAAAAACAGCUUUAUUUCUGUCCUUAUUGAAGUGCAAAACAAACAGAAAGAGCACAAAGAAACGGCUAAAAAGAAAAAGAAACUAAAAAAUGGCAGCUCUCAGAAUGGGAAGAAUGAGAGAAGUCACAUGCCAGGCACACGCUUCAGCAUGGAAGGGAUCUCAAAUGUCAUUCAGAAUGGCCUCCGCCACACCUUUCGAAAUUCAGGUGGAGAGAAACAGUAUUUGACAACAGUCAUUCCUUAUGAGAAAAAAAAUGGACCACCAUCUGUUGAAGAUCUUCAAAUAUUAACAAAAAUUCUUCUUGCCAUAAAGGAUGAUAGUGAGAAAGUUCCAAGUUUGUUAACUGACUAUAUACUGAAAGCCUGCUGCCACCCCUGCUCCGUGCCUUCGACUAUAGUGCUGAAGGCCAGAAAUGUAGGUAUGGCUGCUGCUGUGCUGAUCCUAGUUCUGUGCCCCACCUAAAGCAGCAUUGCUUCAGGAGCAGCUUUAUCUUCCGUGGACUACAAGUUUGAUUUGCUACAGCAUUAUUCUGAAAGCUGGCCGCCAUGUCCUUCCUGCUACUGGAAACCCAGCACACUUGAGCUUGGGUUUGUGAUUCAGUAUUAACAGAUCAUGACUUCACUAAUUCUUUGUAUUAUAGAAUCAAGAAAACUAUGGCAAAUUCUAGAGAUGGUUUUGGUAAAUCUGCUAACAAGUAUUCUUUCUUAGUAGAAAGAAUAUUAUUAAUUGUGCAUGUGCAGUUAGUUUUCAAGUAUGCCUCUUUGAGUUUUUAUGGCUACUUUGAAAUUGCACUGAAUAACUAGCAUGAAGCUUUGAGAGAUUUAUGCUGUAGCUAUUCUUCAAUGAUGGCAAGGACACACUGAGUUUUAUAAGACACUUGUCAGUAUAAAUAUUACCUACCAGUAUUGUCCAGAGACCAAAACUUAAAAUUUGUACUGUUUUGAAGACACAACACCAGAACGGACAUUAUUUUGGUUACUGGUGAACACUGGCCGUUGGAUGGCUGACCUGGUAGCUUGCUGCUUGUUUCCUCAGUAUUCACUUUCACCAUGAGGUUACCACUGUUAGACUCUCCAUUAACUGUAGCUGUUUCAGUUUUAUCUGUCUGUGAAAAAGUAUACUUUAAAAGGAGCUUGUAUCCUUCAUGGUGCUUAAGAAACUGUAUGCUGCAGCACUGCCCAUGCAGAACCCCAUGCCAGUUCUGCUUCUUUGUCCCUGUGUACUUCGCCCAUUUCCCAUGACUCCCAUAUCUCAUCCUCCCAUAUUUUCCUGUAGAACUAAUUCCAGACACAGCUACUCAUGGAUAUCACUCAUUGUGAGCCAUGUUGCCAGUUUCAAUCAAGUUGAUGGUAUUUAAUAAAUGUAAAAACAAUACACUCUUAAAAGCCU
Heterocephalus glaber (naked mole-rat) is the source of this 2188-nucleotide messenger RNA. RefSeq names its product fasciculation and elongation protein zeta 2 (gene Fez2). Lineage: Eukaryota; Metazoa; Chordata; Mammalia; Rodentia; Bathyergidae. Gene Ontology annotation, cellular component: axon; cytoplasm. The record is from RefSeq and is a predicted model, not a curated record.